This is a messenger RNA of Neurospora crassa OR74A, 1936 nucleotides long. RefSeq lists its product as hypothetical. Lineage: Eukaryota; Fungi; Ascomycota; Sordariomycetes; Sordariales; Sordariaceae. The record is from RefSeq and is a predicted model, not a curated record. The transcript has 2 exons. Bases 123 to 1712 code for a protein of 529 amino acids.
GGGUGUAACAUAAAACCCAUUAUCUGUCAUAUUACUUGUGCCGCGGUCCCUUUCUAUCUCAUACCCCUUACCUCCCUUCCUCACACUUGGUGGUACUUCGGUACUUACGCAAAGUCCUUUCAAUGGCGGGCAUUCUCGAAAGCGUGCCGACCAUCAUAUCAACUGCUGUAGCCGCAUACGGAAUCGUCGAGGUCAUUCUUGAACUUGCCGAAGAUGCAAAGAAAAUCGGUGACCAGAUGAGGAUUGAUGCGCUACCUUUUCGAGCAUUUGGGGAUUUGAUCGAAACCGCCCAGUACUCCAUCAAAUUCCGACUCCCCCAGGACGACACAGCAGUCAUCUCAUAUAUGCGUGAUCGACGGGUGUUGGACAACAUGAAACAAGAAGCAUUCGAAUUGAGCAGGGAUAUCGAUGAGCAAAAGGAAAAGAUCAGGAGGUUACAAUCCAACUUUGGCGACCAUGCGAACUAUGCUCUUCGCUUCUAUGCCGCCCACAGAUGGAAGAAUAUCAGGAAGCCGAAGCUCGAGCUUCUCCAACCGAGAAUGGCACAGCUGAAGUCGACAUUACAGCUGAUUAUCGCGGUUAUCCAACUCGAAGUGCUCUCUCGAAACGGAAGUGCCACCCGCGGCGAAUCCAGGCUCAAUGAGAUCGAGGAACUGAGGGACGUUAUCGGGAAACACAUCGAAGCUAUCGGACAAAUCAAACAAAACUUUUCCAUACAGCCAGGUAUGACGGGAGAUGGUGAUUCUGCCACAGGCAUAUGCUUCCUCGCCUACACCAUGGCCAGGACAGGCCGGGUUCCUCGUCCGGACCAGUCUGCUCCUGCUCGGUUUGACUUCACGCAGUUGACGACAAGCCCAAUUAUGGUUAUCGACCCCCGUCAUUGGGCGCCUCCACCAGACAGCUUGCCAGCAAAUGCUCCCAUUUGCCCCCAUUGCUAUCGCGACACGCGCGCGACGAAUGGACACCCGCCAGACAGACCUAUUUGGAACAGCGACGGAUCGAUCCCCAAUAUCGCGAAUCAUCGCUCCAGACAUAGAGAAAGGCCCUUGCCUCCAUUACCACCACAAGAGUCUCUCGAGUCUCUGGAGCGGCAAGAGCCAUCAGCUUCACGCCCCCAGUACCGCGCGCCAAGCCCGCCCCCAAACCCUCAUAUCCCUCCACUGUUCCAUCCAAAUCCGCCGCUGGUUGAAAUUCGAGAACAACCUUCGGGAUCGGAACUCCAGGAUCUUCCCGCCAAUGAUGAUUCGACCACAGAACCAGGACCUGAGAACCAGUAUCUUAGCGAACCACUGUACAGGCUAAGUUCACGAUCACCUCGACCACGGCAACCCACCACCGUUGAACAAGUCCUUGUGUGGCAUAACAACGGCUCCUGGGUACCGCAGCUCGUGAGGUUCGACCCGAAUCUCGACAUCCGCAAUAGACACGGUGCGAAUGGCGCCGAAAUCCCGUACGGCGGUCUCAUCUCCGAGGACUACGUGGAUAGCUUGUCACUGACAGAAAGUGUCGAGUGGUAUCGCCGUGAGUUCGGGUUUCCCUACGACGACGAGCACCACACGGUGAGAGGCAUCGGCACGAUCGAUAUCGAGUGGAAAAAACAGCCAGGUCUGGAUGAUUGGGAUGAGUUGGUCGUGGAGAGACCAAGGGUGAAGUGUAUUGUUUGUCGGGAGAUGCCUUGUGAAGAGGAAUUGGUUUUGAAGCUGCACGAUUAGAAUGCCUCCUUCAAAGGCCUGAAGUGGGGGUCAAGAUGAAGAAGAGAGGUGAGAAAAGCAAAAAAAACGGCGAUGGUAGCGGAAGAUGAGGUUGUCUUCGUGCUGAAGUUCAGGAAGACAUUCGCGAAUAGUAAUCUUUCCUUUGUGUUUGGAAGCUAAAACUGGGGUUGGCAUUAAUCGGCUGGAAUUGCAUGGAUGGUGAAUAGGAUGUCGUUUAGACGAAC